GGAGCAGCUGUAAAACGCAGCCUGAUCUUCCUGAUCUUUAGUGAUUAUAUAAAUAUAAUUAUUAUUAUUAUUUAUUCUUUAUUUGUAUUAGAGAGAAUGUUUAAGAGAAAACUAACAGCUCUAGAUUAUCACAAUCCUGCUGGAUUUGAUAGUUCAGAUGAAACAGAAUUCAGAAAUUUCAUCGUCUGGCUGGAGGAUCAGAAGGUCAGACAUUAUAAGAUCGAGGAUCGUGGGAACCUGAGGAACACCUCCAGCUCCGAGUGGCCGAAGUCCUUCGAAAAGUAUUUACAGGACGUGAGCUGCCCGUUCAGCGCCAGUGAGAGAUGCGAGACCAUCGACUGGCUGCUGGGACUCGCCGUUCGCUUCGAAUACUCAGAUAACGUGGAGAAGUACAGGAAGUGCGAACCCGCGGCCGAGGUGAACAACGCGGCGCAGAAGCCGGCCGAUUCUCUCAUCAACCUCGACAGUAACGAUCCCGAUUUUAAGGCGGGCGUGGCGGCCCUGGCCAACCUCCUGAAAAUCCAGAGGCACGACGAUUACCUGGUGAUGCUGAAGGCCAUCAGGAUCCUGAUCCAGGAGCGUCUGACGCCUGAAGCCAUCGCGAGAGCCAGCAAGGCUAAAGAGGGUUUGCCGGUGGCUUUGGACAAACACAUACUGGGAUUCGACACGGGAGAUGCCACCCUGAACGAGGCGGCGCGGAUCCUCCGCCUGCUGCACAUCGAGGAGCUGCGGGAGCUGCAGACCCGGAUUAACGAGGCCAUCGUGGCCGUGCAGGCCAUCAUCGCCGACCCCAAAACCGACCACCGCCUGGGCAAGGUGGGCAGAUGAUGCGCCGCCGUGCGGUCGGGACGUGAAGACGUUUCGUUUUGUUUGUUUACUUUUGGACGGAGGUGAUUAGUGCUGCUCUCGUGAGGACGUUUGGGUUUGAUUUGUUAUUUUGGGCGUCUCCGUGACCCCUGAACUGUUUCACCAGGAAGUUAAAGGAAUGAAACGAAUGAUUUUCUCUCCGUUCUGUCACAUUUACGUUCGGUUUUGAUUUAAAAAGGUGAAUGAAAUUCAGUUCUGUUUGUGCUCAUGAAUAAAAUACAUUCAGCAUCAAAA
Trichomycterus rosablanca is the source of this 1101-nucleotide messenger RNA. It is a transcript of the gene rtraf, whose product is annotated as RNA transcription, translation and transport factor. Gene Ontology annotation, molecular function: RNA binding. Gene Ontology annotation, cellular component: tRNA-splicing ligase complex. The record is from RefSeq and is a predicted model, not a curated record. The transcript has 8 exons. Gene Ontology annotation, biological process: tRNA splicing, via endonucleolytic cleavage and ligation. The coding region runs from base 97 to 828 and encodes 243 amino acids. NCBI's taxonomy places the organism in Eukaryota, Metazoa, Chordata, Actinopteri, Siluriformes, Trichomycteridae.